Molecule: messenger RNA, 3143 nt
Organism: Chionomys nivalis (European snow vole)
Lineage: Eukaryota; Metazoa; Chordata; Mammalia; Rodentia; Cricetidae
Gene: Riok3
Product: RIO kinase 3
Exons: 13
Coding region: 160-1719 (519 amino acids)
Biological process (GO): maturation of SSU-rRNA; protein phosphorylation
Cellular component (GO): cytosol; preribosome, small subunit precursor
Molecular function (GO): ATP binding; protein serine/threonine kinase activity
Source: RefSeq, a predicted model, not a curated record
GAGCGGUCCAGUUCCGGAGGCGGCCACCGCCGCCGCCAUCUGUCACCUCACCUCCGGCACCGGCAGCGGGUUGCUAGUGCCCCGCCCGUGUCCUCGGCGGAGCCCGCUCCUCGUCCUGUCACCUCUCGGCUCCGUUCUCGUCCUCGCCUUCUUCCCGGAAUGGAUCUGGUCGGAGUGUCUUCACCUGAGCCCGGGCCCGCGGCAGCCUGGGGACCCAGUAAGUGCCCGUGGGCUACCACUCAAAACACAGCGUCCUGUCCGCUGACCGAGGUGAUGAGUGAAGAGUUGGCCAAAGAGCUGCAGCUGGAAGAAGAAGCGGCUGCUUUCCCCGAAGUUGUUGUUGCCGAAGGACCAUUCAUUUCUGGAGAAAACGUUGAUACUUCCAGCGACCUAAUGCUGGCUCAGAUGCUACAGAUGGAAUUUGACAGAGAAUAUGACGCUCAGCUUAGGCGUGAAGAAAAAAAGUUCAAUGGUGACAGCAAAGUUUCCAUUUCAUUUGAAAACUAUCGAAAAGUGCAUCCUUUUGAAGACAGUGACAGCUCUGAAGAUGAGGUUGACUGGCAGGAUACUCGUGAUGAUCCCUACAGACCAGCAAAGCCAAUUCCUACUCCAAAAAAGGGCUUUAUUGGAAAAGGAAAAGACAUCACCACUAAGCAUGAUGAAGUAGUAUGUGGGAGAAAGAACACAGCAAGAAUGGAAAAUUUUGCACCUGGCUUUCAGGUAGGGGAUGGAAUUGGAAUGGAUUUAAAGCUAUCCAACCACGUGUUCAAUGCUUUGAAACAACAUGCCUACUCAGAAGAGCGCCGGAGUGCCCGUGUCCACGAGAAGAAGGAACAUUCUACCGCUGAAAAAGCAGUUGAUCCUAAGACACGCUUACUGAUGUAUAAAAUGGUCAACUCUGGAUUGCUGGAGACAAUCACUGGCUGUAUAAGUACUGGAAAAGAAUCUGUUGUCUUUCAUGCAUAUGGAGGGAGCCUGGAGGAUGACAAGGAAGAUGGUACAGCUAUACCAACCGAAUGUGCCAUCAAGGUAUUUAAAACAACCCUUAAUGAGUUUAAGAAUCGUGACAAAUACAUUAAAGAUGAUUUCAGGUUUAAAGAUCGCUUCAGUAAACUAAAUCCACGUAAGAUCAUCCGCAUGUGGGCAGAGAAAGAAAUGCACAAUCUUACCAGAAUGCAGAAAGCUGGAAUUCCUUGUCCAACAGUUGUACAGCUUAAGAAGCAUAUUUUAGUUAUGUCUUUCAUUGGCCAUGAUCAAGUUCCAGCCCCUAAAUUAAAAGAGGUGAAGCUGAGUAGUGAAGAAAUGAAGGACGCCUACUGUCAGACUCUCCAUUUGAUGCAGCAAUUAUAUAACGAAUGUACCCUUGUGCAUGCUGAUCUCAGCGAGUACAACAUGCUGUGGCAUGCUGGAAAGGUCUGGUUAAUUGACGUCAGCCAGUCUGUAGAACCAACCCAUCCUCAUGGCCUGGAGUUCUUAUUCCGGGACUGUAGGAAUGUUUCACAGUUUUUCCAGAAAGGAGGAGUAAAGGAAGCCCUCAAUGAGUGGGAGCUCUUCAAUGCUGUCUCUGGCUUGAACAUCUUAGCCGACAACGAAGCUGACUUCUUAGCUGAGAUAGAAGCUUUGGAGAAAAUGAAUGAAGAUCAUGUUCAGAAGAACGGAAGGAAAGCAGCCUCGUUUCUGAAAGAUGACGGAGGUCCACCUGUGUUGUCUACAGAAUAGCACCAGUACCCUGCUCUCCACCAACAGUAGUGAUCGCCAGCUGCCAUAGCUGAGUGUGGGUGACUUAAAUACCAAAGCAGGAGCAGACAGUGCUGCUCCUGCGCUUACCACUUGUAACCCAGGUGCCAGAUGUGUGGAAUUUUUAACUCGGCAUUGAAAGAAUAAAAUGUCACUACCUCUCAUCUCACAAAAAGGAUAAUAUUCUUUAACAGGUAUAGAUGUCUAGUUGAAGGAGUUUGGAUUAUAUACAGUUCAUGAUAUGAAAUAUCUUGAUGAGAAAUUUUCCGCGUAGGGAGUAUUUCCGAGCGUGGGGAGCUAUGAGGCGUUGAUGGGAGGUUUGCUGGCUGCACCGUGCUCCUCACCUCCGGCUUUCUGUUGCAUCUUUCCGUAAAUGCUAUCAUUCUAGUUCUCAACUUCUCUUCCAGGCUGUGACUGUGAUUUUAAAGACCCCUCGUGGGUGGUAGAAAUUGGGAUUUGGCUUCAGAAUGGAUGGUGGAAAUAGAUAUAAACAAUGUACCUUUUAUUGGUAUGUCAUGAAAAUGUAUGGAAUUCCACAUUUCCAUCGCAUAUCCAGGAAGAUGACAGGUUUCUGAAACAUAAGUAUAGAAGGAUUUUUUAACUAACUAAAAUUUAACUUUUGGAUUUUCUUCAUUUAGGUUAAGUGUUUGGGAUGUAACUCAACCACAUUUUAAUAAAAAUGCAAAAUAUCUGGAAGGACAGAAUAUAAGAAUCAUAUUUGAUACAUUUUAAGAAGGCAAUGAAACAAAUUUCAAUUUACAGUUUCCUAAAAUUGUUCACAUAUUGCUAGUUGUUUGCAGAGAAAUAGAGCAAAGUAAUGGGAGGUGUUCAAUAAGUGCAGGACAAAGCUGUGUGCAGAACAAGUCAAGUGACGAGUUCCCCAGCUCACCAAGCCGUCUGGCCUGACGUGUCCUUACACUGGCUGGACUCUGCUCUGAAAAAGCGAACAGUGGUUUGGAAGACAUGGGUUGCUCGCUCUUACUUUAUUAGCCUCUUUAUUACCCCAGUUCCAGGAGUCAGGUUGGAUCCACUACACAGCCUAACUCUGUCUGGUUAUAAAGAGUAAAACUAUAAAUGUAAUUUAUGUUUGAAAGAUUUUAACAUUAUUUUAAAAUGCCAAAUACGUUUUUUCUAUGACUAUUUUGUUUCUGCUGUGCUGCUUUCAGUCGCAUUGCAGUGGAGUGGGACUUUAAGUGACUCAUCCCACGCUGAGAUGUUUGCUACUUUGCAACAAAGAUUUAAAUGAUGAUUAAUUAUUUAUUGGCUGUACAGAAAUUCCAGAGAAUUCACUUGAAACAAUCAUUUAAAACUUUGUUUUCAUUCUUGACAUACUCAUUUUCAAACCAUUGCUUGGAGUGUGCUGUGAACUUGCCUUUCAAGAAAUUAAAAAUGAAGAGAUCAUUUUA